AAGUAAGCUUCUGUAGGAAGAUCAGUCCUCAAAGCAGGAGGAGUUUCCCCGCGAGUCGAGCCCUUAAAGUAGACUGAAACUGUUAAAGGGAGCGAGAUCUUCAAGUGACUCGUUCAGACACCGAGUUGAGUUCACGGCUUUGAAACAGCCGCAUUGUUAAAGAGUGAAGAUGAGUGUGAAUUUCAUGAAAUGCAACUCGGUGUUAAUCACGGGGUCGAGCAGAGGUCUGGGUCUGCAGAUGGUUAAACAUCUAGUAGGAAUCUCUGAGAGACCGAAGAAGAUCAUCGCCACUGCCAGGAACCCAACUUCAGCUCAGGAGCUGCAGCAAAUUGCCAAAUCCCACCCUGAGGUGUACAUCGUGCCUUUAGAUGUGGUCGAUGAUGCGAGUAUUGAAGCAGCGGUUCAGCAGGUGUGGAGCAUUGUGGGUCCUGGGGGGUUAAACUGCCUGAUCAACAACGCCGGGAUCAUGAGCAUCUCGGACCUGAACUCAGAGACACGUGACAGGAUGAUGAACACGUUCCAGACCAACACCGUCUCGCCUCUGUUUGUUACCAAGGCGUUCCUGCCAUUAUUGCGAGCAGCAGCAGGAGCAACAGUGUGUGACGGCAGUGUGAUGAGUGUGAAUCGAGCUGCAGUCAUUAACAUGUCGUCCCUCCUCGGCUCUGUGCAGCUCAACCAGGGACAAGUGGCUGAUCUUAAAGUUUACGCUUACAGAGUGUCAAAGGCUGGUCUGAACAUGGUGACACGGUGUUUAUCGGUGGAUCUGCAGCCAGAUGGGAUCCUGUGCACGGUGCUUCAUCCCGGCUGGGUGCAGACUGAUAUGGGAGGAAAACAGGCUCCUCUCACUCUGGAGGAGAGCAUCUCGUCUCUGUUAGCAGUCGUUAGCGCGCUGAGUGAAAAGGACCAUGGGCAGUUUUUGGACUACGAGGGGAAGAAUCUACCCUGGUGAUCAUGCCAGAGCAGGACAUCAGCGACUCGCUCACACAGAGAUGCACUUCUGCACUUGAACACAAUCAGCAGCUCGAGCAUCAGUUUAACAUUAAACAAUUUAUAUCAUCAAA
Molecule: messenger RNA, 1061 nt
Organism: Hemibagrus wyckioides
Lineage: Eukaryota; Metazoa; Chordata; Actinopteri; Siluriformes; Bagridae
Exons: 6
Coding region: 170-949 (259 amino acids)
Source: RefSeq, a predicted model, not a curated record